AUGUGGCCUUUUACUCGCUGCGGCGAAGACGCCUGCGAAAUACCUCCUCGCCCUGUCACUCUCGCCUCGUCCAUUGCCGCUCUUCCAUUCCUCUUUAUCUGCAUCUCGACAUCGAUCCUCGUUGUCCGCCAUGUUUUCCCUCGACUAAGUUCCGACGCCGACUCCCGCGACGGCGAAGACCAUGUCCUUCCUACACAUGCGCCAGCUUGUCUGCGACAAGUCCACGCUGAACAUGGUGCUAAAAGCUGGAGGAGGCGCGGCGCUGCCUGGACGUUUGGUCUUACUGUCGGAUUGGCUGCUACGCUGGGUGCGUUGAUCAUGGAUGAGAUUAUCGAGGUUGUGAAUGCGGAUUCAAGAAAUUUGGCUUUGAGAAUAACGGUGCCAAGUCUUCUGUUCCUUUUAGUUGUGCUGGUGCCAUGGCUGGAAUGUCGAUCGGUUGUUACAAGUGCAGGAUGGAGUUUUCAAAGAACGGCCAAAGGAAGACUGCCUCGUUUUGCUUGGGGUUUGCAGGCGGCAUUGUUUUUGGGAUGGUUGUUUGCCUUUUGGUCGGUUGGACAGGCUGUUCCCGAGGGUGCGAUGCGCAAGACGAGCAAUGGAAAUGGAAGCCUGUCGGAUAUGCUCACGCGCGGCUGUUUAGAGCGUAUUGGUGUUGUCGGUAUCUCAUUGAUGGCCCUGCUGUCUGGUUUCGCUGCUGUCUCAUCACCAUGGCACGCAUUCAUGGAUCUUACAGCUCGCAGAAAGCGACCUGUCACUGACGCCGACGUUGCGAGGAAACAAGCUGGAUGGGAUACAGCAAACGAGAUGCUCCUUACUAAGCGCCAUCGUCUGCAGUUCCUCGAGAGAAAGACUUCUGGUGCACAAACUGGAGCUUCUGCCAAGGGCAGCGGUCUGGUUGGCAAAGUCAUGGGCUCUCUGCGUGGUCCGACCGGCGACGAGGCUGAGAUGCGAUCACUAAGAUUGGAGAUCGCUGGCCUCGAGACUAUGGAAUCGAAUCUGGCAUCCGGAGUAUCGUUACUCAAGAGCCACCGAGCAGCGACAGUUCGCGCCUCUACAUCUCUUGGCCGACUUCUUCUUAUCCCUUCUCAACUCUUCAGCUUGUACUGUCUGUACCGUAUUGGCGCAACUACAAUCACGACAAUUCGCCGAGCUUACUCGCCUACGUCAAGUUUUGCCAACACAGAUCCUAUCAACCGCUUUCUAAGUAUUCUCGCUCGCCAUUGGGACCCUAAGCUUGAUCAACUAGCAUGGGCACGACUUAUUAGCUUUGCUCUUAGCGGUGUCAUCCUCCUUGCAAGCGCCAACAGUGUCGUCCAAACAUUCCACCUCUUUGCCAAGUGGACACCCGGUCUACUUCGUCAAGCACAAGCAAAUCUGGCACUGGUUGUCGGACAGAUUGCAGCAACAUAUGUCAUCUCCGCCUCUCUCCUCCUUCGCAGUCAAUUGCCUUCUGCCUUGGGCUCAGCGGUCGGAAGUGUGCUCAGAGGUGCACUGAGCCCUGCCUUCGUGGAUGGCUGGUUCGAAGGAUGGUUUCUCGUAGGCAGCUUGAUGACAGCGAUUGGUAUCUGGGUAGGCAGAAAACUUGGGGGCGACGAUGAGUGGGAUGAGUACGGCAUGGAGGAGAUGGGUGCCAAAAUGUCUUAA
Fusarium coffeatum is the source of this 1641-nucleotide messenger RNA. RefSeq lists its product as uncharacterized. The transcript has a single exon. NCBI's taxonomy places the organism in Eukaryota, Fungi, Ascomycota, Sordariomycetes, Hypocreales, Nectriaceae. The coding region runs from base 1 to 1641 and encodes 546 amino acids. The record is from RefSeq and is a predicted model, not a curated record. Gene Ontology annotation, cellular component: membrane.